AUGCCGAAGCAGUUCACGAUCGUCUACAUCCCCGCGGAAGAGGGCACCGAGCUGGAAGAAUGGCGGCUUGACUUGCCGCAGGACGUAGAUGGUCAGAUUGCAUGCCUGACGGAACGUUUGCGAGCCCACUUCAAGAGCAAAACUGGUGCGGCGAGCUCGGAAGAACAGAAGGAUGCAUUUCGUCAGCAGAUCCUCAAGCAGCUUCCAAAAGACGCCACCGUCAACGAUCAAAUGAUGGCGAUGAUGUUGCAGAUGGAAAGUUUGGUCGAUUCGAUUCCAUUGAUCUUAAACACACCUGCCGUGAAGCAUGUCGGUGUAAACUUGUACGUUGACGACAAGGGCACUGCCAAGAACCUAUCGGUGAACAUGCGUGCAUCGGCGAUUGCCCAAGCAUGCGGGAAAAUGUUGGAAGUUCGUGGCGACGCCUUCAUCGCCCGCAUCUUCGAUAACGACGACGCUUUCGUUCGCCUUGACUUCAACUUGUCCGAACUCAACGCAGACGCGGAAUGGCUCAAGGUCGCGCAACGGCAAUCCCAGAACGUCUCCACACCCGUAUCCGCAACUACAGGGCGUCAAUGCGCAUCGCCAUCUUGCUCGUCGAAAGGCGUGCACCGAUGCUCCCGAUGCCAAUCGGAAUACUACUGCAGCCAAGCGUGCCAGAAGUCGCACUGGCGAGUGCACAAGCUGUCAUGCAUCAAGAAAGAAUAA
This is a messenger RNA of Aphanomyces invadans, 708 nucleotides long. RefSeq lists its product as hypothetical. The record is from RefSeq and is a predicted model, not a curated record. Lineage: Eukaryota; Oomycota; Saprolegniomycetes; Saprolegniales; Verrucalvaceae. The transcript has 4 exons. The coding region runs from base 1 to 708 and encodes 235 amino acids.